GGCUUUCUGUGGCAUUCCUGACCUCGUGCGUCAUGACGCCGCACGGGAUUGGUGGAAGAAUACGGGGCUGAGCUCCUUCUCCGUCCCUAUUGGCCACUGCGGGCGUCAGCCACAUUCCCCUCCACUCUGUGACGGAUUACUAUGGAAGAAGGUGGAAAACAGUGAAAUAAUCCGAGUGGGCCGCCAUCUUGCCUGUGGUAGUUCAAGCAGGGACGUAGUGGAAGUUAGGACGGAGCCCGGAACGUGACCCCGGCGGGGAGGAACAAACCGCGGAUGUUUAUUUGGAUAACUUACCCCUCCACACUGAGGAAGAUCUGCGCGGUUGUGUGUGCGGUUUGUGGUUUUCCAGUUUGGAAACCCGCUCCCAUCAAACCAGUCCGACUACUAGCUGCUAGUUAGCCGCGGAGCUAACGGCUAGCUGCGGAGCUAACGGCUAGCCGGGCCAGCUAGCUGUCCGAUGACCGAGCUGUGGUCGUCAGCGGCGAAUUGAAGGCUCGGGAAAGUUCGGUCUGUUUCCCCGGAUCUCCCGGAGGAUGAUUGUACGUGCUAACAUGCGAACACUUGACCUUUUAGUUUGGAGACUAAGUGGAGAGUGUGUGUAAACAAGAGGGGGAUCUGGAGCGGCUUUAACACGAUAAUCCUGCUGCGGCAAUCAGUGCAGAUCGAUGGGAAAUGUCCUCUCGGAAGCAGGCUGUUUAUUGGACUGAAAGUCUCUGUUAUUACUCGGAGAUCGGCCUGUUCAGAUGGGUCUGAUCCGAAGAAGAGAGCUCUAACUCGGCUGUCUCUCUGCCCGGGCCUGUCCUCACAUACACGGGUUAAAUGUGUCAUAUUUUCACACUGUGAACCGUAACAACACUACACAUACGGACCGGGACAUCCGGGGCAUGUCGGUGUCUGCCAUCAGAAGCAAAGCUGCUGUAAUCCGGGUUGUGUUCACGGGAUUAUAAUAACAUUAUUAAGGAUCUUCUGUGUGUUUGGAUCCACCAUGGGAUCAGCCACCAAACUGGCCUUCAGUGUCUUCCUCAUCUCCUGCUCCUCAGGUGCCAUCCUGGGACGCUCUGACACUCAGGACUGCGUCCACUACAACUACAGCCCUUCGUCCUCGCUAUCAUCGUCGUCCUCGCUGUCCUCGCUGUACGCGGGGGUGUCUGAGAGCCGGGGGAACCUGAGCGGCGUGGUCACCUGCUCUGGAGAGAAGGAUAAGAGACUUCACUGCUUUGCUACGUGGAAGAACAUCUCGGGAGAAGUCAGGGUGGUCAAACAGGGCUGCUGGCUGGACGACCCCGACUGUUACAACAGGAGUGAGUGUGUGGAGAAGAAAGAUGCUCCUGAAGUCUUCUUCUGCUGCUGUGAGGGCAGCUUGUGUAACAGCCAGUUCUUCUACCGGCCUGACGGCAGCCAGCCGCCCGUACACACGACGAACAAGCCGGUGGCGCCCCAGCCCACGGUGCUGAGCACGCUGAUGUACUCGCUGGUUCCCAUCAUGGCCGUCAGUGCCGUCUUCCUCUUCUCCUUCUGGAUGUACCGACACCACAAACUGGCCUAUCCUCCGGUCCUGGUACCUACACAGCACGCCUUUCAUAUAAUGAUCGAGGACCCCGGCCCCAUGCCCCCCUCCCCCCUGCUGGGACAGAAGCCUCUGCAGUUACUGGAGGUCAAAGCCAGGGGGCGCUUCGGCUGUGUGUGGAAGGCUCAGCUGCUCAGCGAAUACGUCGCCGUCAAAAUCUUCCCCCUGCAGAACAAGCAUUCGUGGCAGAACGAGUACGAGAUGUUCUGUGUGAGCGGGAUGAGACACGAGAACCUGCUGCAGUUCAUCGGAGGAGAGAAAAGAGGAAGUGACACGGAGCUGGAGCUGUGGCUCAUCACUGCCUACCAUGAGAAGGGUUCUCUGUGUGACUACCUGAAGGCCAACGUCCUCUCCUGGUCUGAACUCUGUCUCAUCGCUCAGUCCAUGUCCCGAGGUCUCGCCUACCUGCACCAGGACAUUCCUGGACACAAGGACGGACACAAGCCUGCCAUCGCACACAGGGACUUUAAGAGUAAGAAUGUGCUGCUGAAGUCGAACCUGACCGCCUGCAUCGCUGACUUCGGCCUGGCUCUCCGGUUCGAGGCGGGAACAUCUCCCGGAGACACACACGGACAGGUGGGGACCAGGCGCUACAUGGCCCCAGAGGUCCUGGAGGGGGCCAUCAGCUUCCAGAGAGACUCCUUCCUGAGGAUAGACAUGUACGCUGUGGGGCUGGUGCUGUGGGAGCUCGCCUCCCGCUGCAAGGCUGCUGACGGUCCGUUGGAUGAGUACAUGCUGCCCUAUGAGGAGGAGGUGGGACAGCAUCCGUCUCUGGAGGACAUGCAGGAAGUCGUCGUCCACAAGAAGCUGAGACCGACGCUCAGAGAGUGCUGGCAGAAACACACGGGUCUGUCUUUGCUCUGUGAGACGAUGGAGGAAUGCUGGGACGGCGAGGCUGAGGCUCGGCUGUCGGCCGGCUGCGUGGAGGAGCGUGUUGUGCAGAUGCAGCGGCAGACGAGCGUCACGGCGCCCGAGGACAUCGUCACGGUGGUCACCAUGGUAACCAACGUGGACUACCCGCCCAAAGAGUCGAGCCUAUGACGAGACGGAGCGGGGACUCAGGUGACUCUGAGGAGUAUUUACAGUUUACAGCCGCCAUGUUAGCGGACUGUCUCUCUGCUCAGGCUGAACACGUUUAACAUACAGACUCACCGCUGUCCGCCCUGCUGAGAGGACGCAGGAUGGACAGCCACAUCCUGUUUUAUACUACAAAAUAAAAGACUUCCUGACAGAGUUUUUCUACGAUAAUGUGAGGAUAGAUUUGAGUUUAAAGGGCGAGUGUAGUGUUGUUGCCGCCUGCUGUGUUUCUCUGAACGAUGUGAUGCCAAUAAGGAACAGCUGCUGAAUGUCUGUAUCAUACAGAGGAUUAUAUGAAUACAUAUAUUUAGUUUGUCCCCCGAGAGUCUACCAAUCAGGUCAUUGAUCCAGACACAGAACGUCCCUGAAGACGUCCACACGGAGAAUGAAGUCAGAGAGAUAACGGGAAAUACAACCAGUUCAUAAUGUUGAAGACAAACAUUAAUGAGACAAAAGAUUCUUCAGAUUUCAAACAUUAAAACGUCAGAAAACAGAAAAGAUGUUUCCUCUGAAUCAGAUUCAGUUCAUCAAACAAGUUUAAACUGUUAAACACCAAACUCCACCAGGAAGAAUACCAAUACUGACCAGUACUAGGACAGUAUUAGUACCUACUGGUAUCGUUAACGGUACUAAUACUGUCCUAAAGGAGUGAUACCCUAAAACAUGUGAAGACGUCACCGUGGAAACAGAUGUUUGAUUGAUCAGGAUAUUAAUCAAUAAUCAGUUGGGUUUCACGUUAUUUCUUUGACUCGUCUAGAAGAUUUAAAUCAGAAAGACAAUCAUCAUGAGUUAGUCCAGAUGUUGGAGAUGAUAAUCAUCUGUAAUAAUUAAACAUGUUCAGGGUUAAAGCCUUUUCUUUUAUUUUGAAAUCCCUCCUGCUGGUUUCCUGUCUGUGGUUCCUUCUGAUGUAACAGCUCGUCUCUCCACAACA
Molecule: messenger RNA, 3575 nt
Organism: Sander lucioperca (pikeperch)
Lineage: Eukaryota; Metazoa; Chordata; Actinopteri; Perciformes; Percidae
Gene: acvr2aa
Product: activin A receptor type 2Aa
Exons: 13
Coding region: 986-2608 (540 amino acids)
Biological process (GO): cellular response to growth factor stimulus; protein phosphorylation; activin receptor signaling pathway
Cellular component (GO): plasma membrane; activin receptor complex
Molecular function (GO): activin binding; activin receptor activity; ATP binding
Source: RefSeq, a predicted model, not a curated record